This is a messenger RNA of Aspergillus ochraceoroseus IBT 24754, 749 nucleotides long. RefSeq lists its product as uncharacterized. The coding region runs from base 243 to 434 and encodes 63 amino acids. The transcript has 2 exons. The record is from RefSeq and is a predicted model, not a curated record. Lineage: Eukaryota; Fungi; Ascomycota; Eurotiomycetes; Eurotiales; Aspergillaceae.
GUGAUUCUCUUAUUUUUUUAAUAGUUAGGUCAAAUCUACUCCGUACAUGGCCAUACAUACAUACUCCAUAGAUUGAAUUCUCAUGUACUCUGAUAUUGCACCGGCUUCUAUAGUCAGAUGCAUUAAAGACUGCUCGGUAAUCAAGUGUGGAUCCCUUAACCAUCCCCUCCCCUCGCUCUAGAGUAUAGCCUCUAAAGCUUGUGUUGAGUGUCUUGUUGAGGAUGCUCUUGCUGCUGGAGCCCAUGUCAUUCACAGCUACCGAGCACGACUUCGAGUCAUUGUCUUCAGACUUGGGGAUCUAUGUGGCGCCUGUUCUCCUUGGUGGGUUGAAAGGAAAACAUGAAUAUGUGGCGGGAGAGGAGGCCUUUGCUUCAUUAGCAUCCUGUAUCAUGGUGAACGGUGAUGAAGAAGCUAUUCGUAUUACGAAUAACUAGUAGCAGAUAUGGGCUUUCCGCCGCGGUAUUCACGGAAGAUCUGUAAAAGGACCUGGCAAGAGUUGAUGAUUUAAUCAGGGUAUUGUAUCUUAUUUCUUAAACUUAUAAAAUUUACCGGCGCCGUCUUUCUGCAAAUGCUGGAGUUUAUGAUGAAUUGAUUGUAGUGCCGUACCGGUGAGGAUAUUUUGUGAAUAUAUACAUAAUACACGUAUAGGACUAUCUGCCUCGGAGUCCUCAGCGAUUGAAGUGGCCUAAUUAGAAACUUGUAUUUGUAGAACACCAUCUGUGUGCUUUCGGGAGCGAAUCGUGACGGCC